Molecule: messenger RNA, 705 nt
Organism: Chaetomium strumarium
Lineage: Eukaryota; Fungi; Ascomycota; Sordariomycetes; Sordariales; Chaetomiaceae
Exons: 1
Coding region: 354-620 (88 amino acids)
Source: RefSeq, a predicted model, not a curated record
UGAGGGUGAGGGUGAGGUGGUGCUGAGGGAUCUUGAAGCGGGUAUUAUGGUCGGCGGUGCUGAUGAUGAUGGUGGUGGCGAAGCGGGGCGAGGGAUGACAGUACUACACAACGAGGGGACUGCUGGGUCUGUGCCGUCCCUCGAGGAGAGUAGUAGUGGGAAGCAGGAGGGGGUGGAGGUGGUGCACAAGCCGUGGAUGACGAGCAGCGAUACGGAGUCGCAUGAGGACUUGGGGAGGGAGAUGACUGCGAGGUCGAUAGGGUGAGGCCUCUGGUAUCGUUCUUAGUUUUGUUUUGGUGCAGAUUGGUACUGUUAUACCCCUGGCGUUGGCACGGGGAACAUUGGCUGGUGAUAUGGGAUGGGGAUGGUUUAAGGGUGUAUCUGUGGGAUUGGCUUUAGGGAACAAAAUGGUGUUGGGGUGUUAUGCAUCGGAUUCAAUAAGAUACACGAGAUGUUCCAGUCCAGCCAGGGUAACAGGAUGGCUGCAUCGGUAUGGGCGGCUUUGGAAAGCAAGGCAAAAGGGACGGAGUUAUGGAUCCGGUAUCAAUGUGCCGACUCACUUCAUGUACACUGGGAUAGGCCCAUCCAUGUACGAGUACGGCGCCGACGAGGACGCAUAAACUACCUAGGUAUGUGUAGGUCAAAUAACAGUGUAUGAGGAGACAACACAGCGGAGGGGCUGCAAGAUUUGAUCCCAUAAUAGCG